UAUCAGUGGGCACGUUCAAGUAGUGAUGUACCAUUUCAUCUCAGAAGACAGCCCUUUCUGUGCCCUAAAAGCAAAGGUGACACCAUCUCAAAGAUUGAGAGAUAAGCCUCAUCUACCGUGGGUGUACAUUGACAAGUCAACCGCAAGUGUAUUUUGUGGACACUGCACUUGUAUGGCGGGACUCGGUGAAGUUUGCAGUCAUGUAGCAGCACUCCUGCUAAAAGUCGAGACAGGUGUCAAGUUGGGUCUGACAGUAAAGUCAUCCACAAGUCAAGCAUGUGAAUGGAAUAAAGCAUUCCGGAAAGAUAUACAACCAGCCACUGUUGCAGACUCCCAUGCCAUCCUAAAAGGUGCGCGGAAGAAAACCGUGACUUCCGUAUCUGGUACCGGGAAAGCUCCACUUCCGGAUGAUGCUGUCCUUCUUACACUAAAGCAGGCUUGUCCGGAUGCUGUGUUCUUUGACACAAUCUAUCCCAUUGGUGAUGAUGGUGAAGACACAGACAGUGCAGAAGAGGAGGAACGAUGUGAGACAUAUCCUCAGACACUGACAUCGAUCAGUGAUCCUGAGUUCAGUGGUGACCUCACUAAAAGGUGUACUGACGUUUGGUCACGCUACCAAUGUUCAGAAUUGCAGGUAGCAAACUUGGAAAGGCGAACAUUGUCACAGUCAGUGUGCCCUCUGUGGUUUGAACACCGCAAAGGACGCAUUACUGGGACGAAAGCCCAUUCUGUUGUCCACAGGAGGGAAACAACAGAUCCCUGCAAUUUGAUACGGCAGAUUGUGGGCUAUGUAUCCAUGAUCUGUCUAAGUUAA
Molecule: messenger RNA, 814 nt
Organism: Priapulus caudatus
Lineage: Eukaryota; Metazoa; Priapulida; Priapulimorpha; Priapulimorphida; Priapulidae
Exons: 3
Coding region: 26-814 (262 amino acids)
Molecular function (GO): zinc ion binding
Source: RefSeq, a predicted model, not a curated record